This is a messenger RNA of Neltuma alba, 1561 nucleotides long. Its product is annotated as trihelix transcription factor ASR3-like. The coding region runs from base 344 to 1411 and encodes 355 amino acids. The transcript has 2 exons. The record is from RefSeq and is a predicted model, not a curated record. NCBI's taxonomy places the organism in Eukaryota, Viridiplantae, Streptophyta, Magnoliopsida, Fabales, Fabaceae.
UGCGCCAUUGAAUUUCCAAAGAAGUUUUAUUUUUUAUAUAUAUGAUAUACAAAAAUGGGAGUAAAUCACAUUUUUCUAAUCAUUCGGAUAGAGCAAAUCGCUGCUUAAUAGGAAGAGAGAGAGAGUACCUUUUUCUCGAGCCUUCAAAUUCUAUAUAUGAAAAACAGAAUCAGAUUGGAAAGGAAAGGCAGUUACCUUACAAAUAAUAUCGAACCCAGCCUAAGUAGGAACAAUAUAAGAGAGAUGAAGACGUGUUGACCUACAAUGAAAGCUCCCUGCACUUCUCUUUUCUAUAUGCGUAUGACCCUAAUUCCCAAAGUUGAUAAUUCCAAGACAGCAGUUCAUGGCACUCGAACCAGAGAAAACAUGCGAAGAUGCUAAAUCUCCGUCUGCUCCAGCUGAAAACCUUCAGACAGAGGUUCAUGUCCCCAGUAAUGAAAGAACCAAAACGACAAGACACCCUCGAUGGAGCAGACAGGAAACGAUCAUCCUCAUAGGUGCCAAGAAGAUGGUUGAGAAUGGAGGGUCUCCGGUUUACCGGUUCAGUCACUCCGAACCAAAAUGGGAUUUGGUCUCAUCGUUCUGUCAAAAACGCGGUGUGAACAGAGGACCUGUUCAGUGUCGAAAGAGAUGGAGCAAUCUUCUAAGCGAUUUCAAAAAGAUUAAGAAGUGGGAGACGAAUAUACAGCACGAGUCUGAGUCAUUCUGGAUGAUGAGAAACGAUGAACGGAGGGAGAAGAAAUUGCCAGGUUUCUUCGACGGGGAGGUUUACAACGUAUUAAACGGAGAAGCGUGCACUGCUUCAGCAUUUCCGUUGACACUAAUUAAAGUCCCAAAAGCAGAGAAUGGUGAUGGAGGUGCAGCAAUGGCGUCGGAGCAAUGUGAGGAGGAGGAGGAUGAAGAGGAUGAGGAGGCGGAGGCCAUCGUUGACAGUGAGAAAAUGGCUUGGAGCACAGAGGACGAAGCCUUUGAGAUAAUCACGAGUGGGAAGAAAGUCACCGAUCCGUUGAUUGCUUCAAGUGUUGAGGAAACAAUCCCGAUAAGGAAUCCAGGAAAGACACCCACUCAUCCUCGGCUUAGUUCAGGACAUAGAGAACCCAAGCACUCACUUCUAUGGAAAUCUGAAGCAAAUUACACAGGCUCAGGCAAGAGAAUAGAGAAUAUGUCCAUGUCCCAAGAGGGGUGCAAGAAAAGGCGAGUGUCACCAGACAACCAUGAGGACACCGCAGCUUUCAGGAAUCCGUUGAUGAAAGUGCUGAGAAGGAAUGGCAACAUGCUGAAAGCUCAUCUUAGCGAUCAAAAUAUAAGUUACCAGUUGGCCAGGGAUCAGCAAAAGGAGCAAACAAGCAACAUAGUUGCUGCACUAGGCAAGCUCACGGAUGCUCUCAUAAAAAUUGCUGAAAAGCUUUGAAUGAUCCAGAACAAUAUGCAAGAUCCUUCAGGGGCAAAAGGAGUUACAUCUGAGUACGGGAAUCUUCCAAUUAUGCUGAUUUUGCCCUAGAGUCCAUGAAUAAUCUUUUCUCUAUUUUCCUUUUAAACAGGCUUCUAAGUUUAUUCCUCA